Bombus huntii is the source of this 944-nucleotide messenger RNA. Its product is annotated as solute carrier family 22 member 13-like. The transcript is spliced from 3 exons. Lineage: Eukaryota; Metazoa; Arthropoda; Insecta; Hymenoptera; Apidae. The record is from RefSeq and is a predicted model, not a curated record. The coding region runs from base 299 to 901 and encodes 200 amino acids.
UUACAUUUUCUCCACUAAUCCACUUAGUUUUGUUCCCGACUGUAUUUCGGAUCAGAAAAGUAUUUAAUCAACCAACCACCCAUUAUAUUAAUAAAUCUCGAUAUCAAAAGCCAUGCCGACUAAUUCCAUAAAACAGAAUGCAAAGUGCCACUGUUCGUGCUAUCUAUUAAUGACGAAUAAAAUGAAAAUAAAAUUUCUUUUCAGUGUGUUAUGAAUUUUGAACUGUGUAAGGGCUAAAGGCACGACUCGUAUUAUAUCUUUCGUUAAUUAUUCUCGAAAUAAAUUCUUGCAGAGUAACAUGGAGGCACCGGACAAAAUUCAAGAAUCAGCGACGCUGCUCGAUCUGUUCAAAACGCCACGGUUGGCGAGAAACACUAUUCUUCUAGUUGCAUUCUGGUGUUUCACCCUGAUCUCGUUCGACGGUCACGUGUAUUCAUUAAAACUUAUCCAGAGCUCGGUGUUCGUGUCGUUCUCGAUCGCCUGUGCCACAGAACUUCCAGCUGGGUUAUUACUCGCCCUGUUGCUCGACCGAUGGGGUCGUAGACUCUGCGGAUUUCUCACGAUGGCAAUGACCUGUGUACUCAGUAUCGCUGAACUUAUGCUGCAUUCCAUGCUCGCGAAAUUAGUAAUGUCAAUAUUGUCGCGAUUCUGUCUGAACAUGGCAGCCAAUGUUGGUCUUCAGUAUGCAGCAGAACUUCUGCCCACGCCAGUCAGAUCGCAGGGCGUAUCGUUCAUUCAUAUUUUCGGAAUAGUUGCACACUCUUUGGCGCCAUAUAUCACUGACUCGGUAAAUAAAUAUUUAUACUACUAUUGUUGUUACAACAUUUUUGAAACACCGCUAAGCACAUCCACGUUCAACUUCUCUUUAAUUUAUUCCAAAAGAUACAAUAAGCGCUAUUAGAAAUUAUGAAAAAGUUCUCAUGUAAAUUUUCUCAUGAAAAUGU